Molecule: messenger RNA, 1280 nt
Organism: Aplysia californica (California sea hare)
Lineage: Eukaryota; Metazoa; Mollusca; Gastropoda; Aplysiida; Aplysiidae
Product: protein archease-like
Biological process (GO): tRNA splicing, via endonucleolytic cleavage and ligation
Cellular component (GO): tRNA-splicing ligase complex
Source: RefSeq, a predicted model, not a curated record
GCGGCGAAAGAUGGAUGAUGAAAAUGAAGGAAGGUUACUUAUGGAAGGAGAAGCCCCUGCUGUGCCAGAAAUCAAAUAUGAAUAUUUGGACCAUACUGCAGAUGUUCAAAUUCACUCCUGGGGUGCAGACCUAAAGGAAAGCUUUGAGCAGUGUGCCAUGGCCAUGUUUGGCUACAUGACCACAGACCUGUCUCGGGUGGACAUGGUUCAGGUGCAUGAGAUCGAAGUCCAAGCUGAUGAUAUGCUGAAUCUGUUGUACCAUUUUCUGGACGAGUUCCUGUUCCUUUUCUCUGCAGAGCCAUUCCUCAUAGCUCGGGUGGUGAAGAUUACAGAGUUUGACGCUGAAAAUUUCAGACUGAAAGCAGAAGGGUAUGGCGAGCCUUUCGAAAUUAGCAAACACCCACAGGGGACUGAGGUGAAGGCCAUCACUUACUCCAACAUGCAAGUACACAAAGAUUCGGAGAACAACGACAUCUUUGUCAUUAUUGAUAUAUAAACAGAAUGUGUCUUUUUGGGUGGUUGAAGGGUUCUCUGGUGUGGUAUGCUCCUUCUUUCCUAUCAAGAAUCUAUUGUCCUUAUCUCUCCUCCUUUUUUGGGUUUGUUACUGUCUUGUUACAUCUCCAAUUUUCAACUCGUGUAUCGUCACCCUGCUGGAAAACUGCCGUAACUCAAAAACUGCAAUUUUCCAGGAGAGAGAAAAAACUGAUUGAUUUCUUUAAAUAGAUUAAAAUAGCCAAGACAGAAGAGUCAAACUUGAAGUCGGUGAGUAGUGAGUAGAACACACAUCUGCAUGCUUUAGCGGUACCAAAAAAUUGGAAUUCCUCUUUGUUAUCUAGUUAUGGCAUUUUAAAGACUGACAUAUUUGCAGCUUUAACUAUCCCACAACAGAAGUCUUGUAUGUGGAGUUGCAACAGUUUACCUCUGGAAUGUUGACCCCGACAUGAUGUUUUUCAAUGGAAUGCUGCAGUAACUAAAGUUAUGACCAAAAUCCACCUUGAAAGUGCCAUUUCAAUAGCAAUAUACGACACAUUGAAGUAUUUUAAAAACUUAAUGAUUGUGGGGAAAUCAUGUAAAACCUUCAAUAGAAUAGUCCUCAACAGCUUUGCAUUUGAUUUGAUAAUGAACUUAACAUGUCAUCAUUGAAACCGUGCUUGAUUUGAGAGGAACAAAAAAUAUAUUAAAGAUAAGACUAAUUCCUACAAGCAAUCUUACGAAUUGGGUAAUUCACAUUUAUAUCAAGUUUAUUAAUAACUUCAAGUAUUGGCGUAUGAGAUUCUCAA